Messenger RNA from Abrus precatorius (Indian licorice), 2189 nucleotides. Its product is annotated as ATP-dependent 6-phosphofructokinase 5, chloroplastic-like. NCBI's taxonomy places the organism in Eukaryota, Viridiplantae, Streptophyta, Magnoliopsida, Fabales, Fabaceae. The record is from RefSeq and is a predicted model, not a curated record. Gene Ontology annotation, molecular function: ATP binding; 6-phosphofructokinase activity. Gene Ontology annotation, biological process: glycolytic process; fructose 6-phosphate metabolic process. The transcript has 13 exons. Gene Ontology annotation, cellular component: cytoplasm. The coding region runs from base 269 to 1861 and encodes 530 amino acids.
AUUCCGCUAAAAUAAAUUGAGAAAAACGUUAAUGGGAUCAAACUUUCUCUUUCCAUGUAACUAUUUGACUAUGGUGUCGUCCUCGGUUUCUCAAGUCAAACCUAAACUUGCUUGUCUCUGACUCUCUCUCUCUCUCUCUCUCUCUCUCUCUUAUUCCUCGUUCCCUCCGACGAUCCUCUAACGUUGCUACCUUCUCCUGCGCUUGCAUUCUCCAUCACUCUCUCUAAGGUUUCAGAUUCUCCACACUUGCGAAGGAAAUUUCAGUUCGAUGGGUUCCAUCUCGCACGUGAUCACCACCACCACCAACCCCACUCUCACUCACCUAACUCUCACGCGCUCCCACUUGAGUUCCAGAGUCCUCCCACUGCCACGCGCCAGAGUCGCCAAGAAAGCUGGUGUCUUUGCGGAACAUAGCAAGCGAAGCUCCAUUUCCACCGCCAUCGAUUUCAGCGACCCUGAUUGGAAAACCAAGUUCCACGAAGACUUCGAGGCCCGUUUCAGACUCCCCCAUAUCACUGACAUCUUCCCCGAUGCUCCUCCAAUUCCUUCCACGUUUUGUCUCAAAAUGAGAACUCCGAUUGAUAAAGACUUUCCUGGUCAUUAUUCUUCCGAUGAAGAGUGGCAUGGUUAUAUUAAUAACAAUGACAGAGUACUUCUUAAGACAAUAUACUAUUCUUCACCUACGUCUGCUGGUGCUGAGUGCAUUGAUCCUAAUUGUACUUGGGUGGAACAAUGGGUUCAUCGAGCUGGGCCUCGGGAAAAGAUAUACUACAAACCAGAAGAAGUCAAGGCAGCAAUUGUUACUUGUGGUGGACUAUGCCCUGGUCUGAAUGAUGUCAUCAGACAGAUUGUAAUCACCCUUGAAAUAUAUGGUGUAAAAAAGAUUGUGGGGAUUCCUUUUGGUUAUCGGGGAUUUUCUGACAAUGAAUUGACAGAAGUGCCGUUGUCAAGGAAAGUAGUGCAGAAUAUUCAUCUUUCAGGUGGAAGCUUGUUGGGAGUGUCACGAGGAGGACCUGGAGUCGGUGAUAUUGUGGACAGUUUGGAGGAAAGAGGGAUUCACAUGCUUUUUGUAUUGGGUGGAAAUGGCACACAUGCUGGUGCCAAUGCUAUUCACAAUGAGUGCCGCAAAAGACAGCUUAAAGUAUCUGUAAUUGGAGUGCCCAAAACUAUUGACAAUGAUAUUUUAUUGAUGGACAAAACUUUUGGCUUUGAUACUGCUGUUGAAGAAGCACAAAGAGCAAUAAAUUCUGCAUACAUUGAGGCACAUAGUGCAUAUCAUGGAAUUGGGAUUGUGAAAUUGAUGGGCCGUAGCAGUGGAUUCAUAGCAAUGCAGGCAUCCCUGUCUAGUGGACAGGUUGACAUAUGCCUGAUUCCUGAGGUACCUUUCAAUUUUCAUGGACCUCAUGGAGUAUUGAGUCAUCUCAAGUACCUUUUAGAAACAAAGGGAUCAGCUGUAGUUUGUGCUGCAGAAGGAGCUGGACAGAAUUUACUCCAAAAGACUAAUGUUACAGAUGCUUCUGGAAAUGUUGUAUUUGGAGAUAUUGGAGUAUAUAUUCAACAAGAGACAAAAAGAUAUUUCAAGGAGACUGGUGUUCACGCUGAUGUGAAAUAUAUUGAUCCAACGUAUAUGAUCCGGGCAUGUCGAGCAAAUGCAUCAGAUGGAAUUCUGUGCACUGUACUUGGACAAAAUGCUGUUCAUGGUGCAUUUGCUGGAUAUAGCGGCAUUACAGUAGGCUUAUGCAACACCCACUAUGCUUACUUUCCCAUCCCCGAAGUGAUAUCUCAUCCUAGAUUGGUGGACCCUAACAGUCGAAUGUGGCAUCGUUGCUUAACUUCAACAGGUCAACCUGAUUUCAUCUGACAAACUACUUGUUCCAAUAAAUUCAAGAGGCUUGGCAAUUCAGGCUUCCAAAGAGUGUACAAUAGUAAAGAUAGAUUCAAAAUAUCUGGCCAAUUUGCCUAACAGGCAUGUGAAAAUAAUAUAAAGGAUGACAUUUCCUCCACAUUCGAAAGAUUGGUUAUUUAUUUGUAUAGCGUGGCAGUUUCAUAGUCCUGCCAACUGCAUUCAAAUUCAGAUUAUAGAGGAAUCGGUAAGCACUAUGUGCUUGAUUUUGAUCGAUUUGUAAGUUGUAACACUAUUUAAUCGAUAUUGAAGGGCAAAAUUUAAUGAUAGAUGAAUUGUUGUGUUU